Messenger RNA from Seriola aureovittata, 2271 nucleotides. RefSeq names its product PRELI domain-containing protein 1, mitochondrial-like. Gene Ontology annotation, molecular function: phosphatidic acid transfer activity. The record is from RefSeq and is a predicted model, not a curated record. The transcript is spliced from 6 exons. Bases 273 to 905 code for a protein of 210 amino acids. Lineage: Eukaryota; Metazoa; Chordata; Actinopteri; Carangiformes; Carangidae. Gene Ontology annotation, biological process: phospholipid transport. Gene Ontology annotation, cellular component: mitochondrial intermembrane space.
UCAUUGUAAACCAGUCUGACUUCGGUCCACUAUUGGAUGUCCUGUCUGUCACAUGUAGCAGAAUGGACGUGAUUAGCAAACGUUAGUUAAAUUGUCGGCUAAGGGCACAACAGACAGCACAUUUAUCAGCCUAAUACUUCCUUAGCAGUGACUUCAGGACUGUGUCAGACUUUGGAUGGAGUCAGCACCCAAGUCUUCAUUGUUUUGUGUAGUCACAGCAAGGGACCUCAGGGUUCGGGAUUCAGGCCAUCCUGCACAUCAGCAAGAGAAGAAUGGUCAAGUAUUUCUGUAAUAACGCAGACAUCAGGAGCACGUGGGACCAUGUUGUCUCUGCUUUCUGGCAGAGGUACCCUAACCCAUUCAGCACCCAUGUUCUCACAGAGGACGUUGUGUACCGGGAGGUGACUGCAGACCACCAGCUCCUCUCCAGACGCCUCCUUACGAAGACCAAUCGGCUGCCUCGCUGGGCGGAGCGGUUCUUCCCCACCGGCAUGUCUCGCUCUGUGUACAUCAUCGAGGACUCUAUCGUGGACCCUGUCAGCAGAAGCCUGACCACCUACACCUGGAACCUCAACCACACAACUCUUAUGUCAGUUGAAGAACGAUGCAUUUUCCAAGACUCAUUGGAGCAGCCAGCCACUACCCUGAUUAAACGGGAGGCGUGGAUAUCCUCAGGCAUCUAUGGCUUCUCCAGACCUAUUCAGGAGUUUGGAUUGGCCCGGUUCAAGAGCAACCAGGUGAAGGCCAUGAAAGGACUGGAAUAUGCACUGUCCAACUUACAGGGAGAGACGCCCCAGCGGCUGCUCAGGGACACAGUGAAGGACGCGUCGGGGAAGGCCAAAGAAGCGGCCAAGAACCUGGCUUCAGCUGCUGCUGCCCCACAGAAACCCCAGCAGUUCAUCUGACAGGACUGUGUGUGAAGUACCGUACAGGUGACAUGACCUCAACACACAAUGCCUUUAGAUCAUCCCGAUCAUCUCAGCCAGACUGAUGUUUUGCUGGGAUCUCGCUGAUCGCUGUUUUUUCUCUGCACUAUUUUUUUUCUAUCGCGUGAACCGACGGAAAUAAAAGCUCUUAGACCGACUUUUAUUUUUCUCUGUCUCUCUCUCUCUCGCUCUCUCUGCUCUCCCUUCUCUGUUUCUCUCAGCUUUCAUUACAUCUCAGGUCUUGUCAGCUCUUGAGCGUUUGUAUGAAACGUAUUGCCUUUGUGUGAACUUUCAGACCAGCAGCACUUUUUAAUGCUUUAAGUACAUCGGUGUAAAUGCAAAUUUAGGCCAAUGUUUUGAGGUCACUUAUUUAAUAUUUUACUCCACUGUAGAAGACUGUUGAAUAAUUACAUAUUAAUAAGUAGUAUGUAUGCUUAUCUUUUCAUGUAAAAACUGUUCAUACAGUUUGACAGUUCAAGUAACAUUAUUAUGCUUUAGGUAUCGGUCGAGCCUAAAGUUCACAUUAGACCAAAUAAUGCUGUGGGACUGCAUAGUUUUAAUUUUGCUGAAGCAAGAAAGGCCUAAGAGGAUAAUUUAUUGGUUUAAUGUGCAUGUAUUUAAACAGUUAACCGUUUUGUAGAAUGGUUCCUUUCCUCAUGAUUUCUCUCUUAUUUGACAUUUUCUAGAUUUGCAACUGUAGUAAAUGUCACACUUUCAAACAUAGCGCACAGUAUGUGUUACUAUAGUCAGCACAGAAUGUAUUCUGUGAUACUACACACAUAAAUAGAAAGUUUUGUGCAAGUGCUGCUGGUUAGUCACUGCCAGCACAGCGUGUACCAGAAUGCUGACAAUCACAAGAUACCAAAGUGACUUAAUAUAAUACAAUAUAAUAAAAAGAAAAGACAGAAUGAGCAGUUUUCAUAUCCUCAUGCUCAGGUUCAUUGUGCAAUGUUAUGAUUAGCCUUUAACUGUGUUGAAUGGAAGCUGAACUAGUGAUUAUGGUGCACAUUUCAAAGAUUGCAUUCCCAUUUUAGAUGGACAUGACUGGAUUUUUCUGCUGCAAGACUUGAAUUCUAGUUCAGAAAUACUUCAUGUGAUGUAUUUUGAAGAAUUAUUUAGCAAUAAGUAUUUGUAAUAUUGGGCUCAUGUAGAUUUAUUUUAACCAGGUAGUAAGCUGUCCAAAAAUAUGUAAAAACAGAAUCCACUGGGAUUUCAGUUGAAGAUGUUUUGCAACACAUCCAAGACAUUUUCAACCAAGUCCAGUGUUGUUGUUGUUGUUGUUGUUUUUUUUUAAUUUGUCAAAUUGAGCUUUAUUUAAAUUUGAUAAAUUACUGUUUAAAUUUUG